This is a messenger RNA of Rotaria socialis, 951 nucleotides long. The record is from the annotation of a GenBank genome assembly. Lineage: Eukaryota; Metazoa; Rotifera; Eurotatoria; Philodinida; Philodinidae.
AUGCCGACUAUUUAUGAAACAGACAGUCUCGACGAAGCUAUUGAUAUUGUUCAAGAUGAGAACAAACGAUUUCCGUUUAUUCUACACAAAUUUGACAUUGGUUCAUGUCAAGAGAAAUGGACAAGCGAUUAUUUAGCAACCAAAAUAGGUGCAAAACCAGUGCGAAUACACGUUUCGCAAGAUGCAAUGAUGGAUUUUGUGCGCAAAAAUUUCACAUACGAAAAUUUACCAUUUAAUAAACUUAUUCAUCGAUGUGAACAAACAAUUAAUGAAGAAUAUUUUCUUGCACCUAAUGAACGUUAUUAUUUUCGAGCACUUGGUGAUAAUCAACGAACAGAUGUGGCAAAUAUAGAAAAACAUUUUCCAUCGAUUGCCAGCGAUAUCAAAUAUCCGCCAUUGUUUUCUGCAGAGCAAUUUUUUUCCAGCGUAUUGCGUGUCGGUUCAGCUGACACACAAUUAUGGACACAUUAUGAUAUCAUGGAUAAUGUUCUUAUUCAAGUACAUGGUACGAAACGACUUAUUAUGUUUAAACCAAGUGAUAUUGAUUAUCUCUAUAUUGACGGCGAUAAGUCAUUGGUCAAUGAUAUUGAAAAUCCAGAUUUUGCAACAUAUCCGUUAGUUCGUCAAGCAACAUAUUAUACGGGAAUAAUAAAACCAGGAGAUUGUCUUUAUAUUCCUGCUCUUUGGUUUCAUAAUGUCAAAUCCUUGGAUACAUAUGCAAUAUCUGUUAAUGUCUUUUGGUAUCAUUUAAACGCAGAUUUCUAUGAACCCAAAGAUUUAUAUGGCAAUAAAGAUCUUGUUCCAUUCAGUCGAACAAUUGGACAAUUAGCAAAAUCUCUAAAUGAACUCGAUAAACAAUUACCGCCUGUUUAUGUCGAUUUUUAUGCUAAGCGUUUGCGUAGUUACCUUGAUAACUAUAUAAAAGAAUAUGAAAGAAAACUAAACAAUUAA